GCAGGUGCUGCUCUGUCGUAGCCGCCGUCGGGGCAGGAGGAGUCCGCGCUGCCGCCCGCACCAUGGACAAGGCGCCGCCGCCAGCGCUGCUGCUGCUGCUGCUGCUGCUGGGGGCAGGGGGUCCAGCAUGGGGUGCAAAGGAAAAAUGUUCCACUGAGUUGUACACCCUCAGUGGGGAGUGCUGCAAGGCCUGCAACCUGGGAGAAGGGGUCGUGCAGCCCUGUGGAGCGAAUCAGACUGUCUGCGAGCCGUGCCUGGACAGUGUGACCUAUUCGGAUGUCGUCAGUGCCACAGAAGCCUGUAAGCCAUGCACACAGUGUGUGGGCCUCCAGAGCAUGUCGGCCCCUUGUGUGGAGUCAGAUGAUGCCGUGUGCCGCUGUGCUUAUGGCUACUACCAGGAUGAGGAGAGUGGCAAGUGCAAGGAGUGCAAGAUCUGUGAGGUGGGUUUUGGCCUGAUGUUCCCCUGUGGGGACAUGCAGGACACCAUCUGUGAGGAGUGCCCUGAGGGGACAUUUUCGGAUGAAGCCAAUCACGUGGACCCCUGCCUACCCUGCACCAUCUGCGAGGAGAAUGAGGUCCUGGUCAAGGAGUGUACGCCAGUGUCUGACGCUGAAUGCAGAGAUCUUCAUCCACGUUGGUCACCUCGGACCCCUACCCUGAUGGGGUCUGAGAGCCCUAUGUCUUUCACCAAGGACCCAUAUGAUACAGAAGGCAUCGUCAGCACACUAGCAGGUACCGUCACCACCAUCAUGGGCAGCUCCCAGCCAGUUGUGAGCCGUGGCACUGCUGAUAACCUCAUCCCUGUCUACUGCUCCAUCCUGGCGGCUGUGGUGGUGGGUCUGGUAGCCUACAUUGCUUUCAAAAGGUGGAACAGCUGCAAACAGAACAAACAGGCUGCCAAUAACCGGCCAGUGAAUCAGACACCUUCUCCAGAAGGAGAGAAGCUUCACAGUGACAGUGGGAUCUCUGUGGAUAGUCAAAGCCUUCAUGACCAGCAGCCACAGACCCAGACUACACAGGGGCAGGCUGUGAAGGGAGAUGGGAACCUGUACACUAGCCUGCCACCUAACAAGCAAGAGGAGGUGGAGAAGCUCCUGAACAGCUCCACAGAGGAUACCUGGCGUCACUUGGCUGGGGAGCUGGGCUACAAGGAGGAUCACAUAGACUCCUUCACUCAAGAGGAGUGCCCUGUCCGUGCCCUGCUUGCCGACUGGGCCAGCAAGGACAGUGCCACUGUGGAUGCCCUUUAUUCUGCCCUGCGCAAAAUCCAGAGGGGGGACAUUGUGGAAAGCUUGUACAGUGAGUCAACUGCCACAUCACCGGUGUGAAAGCCGGGGCAGGGAGGGAGAGGCGCUCCCAAUCGGCUCCUCUGUGACCCCUACAGAGAUAUCACCAGGAAAGAAGAUGUGAAGGAAACAGGGCUCCUUUGGGACCCUGCUAUUUACAAACAAUCCUGUAUGCACUGACCUAUUAUUUUCAGUAUUGAUCUCCCCUUUUUUCUUACUUCCCCUCCCCCAUCAGCCUCAUACAGUCCGCGGGAGGGAAGCAGCUGAGGGGAAAUGGGAACGGAUACCUGUUUCAGUUGUGUUGGCCCCAGGGGGACAGUGGAUUCAGAAAGUUCUGUACAUGUACAGCACCCUCUUGCGUGUCCCAACAACAUACCGAGUGGCCACAACUGUUCUUGUUUGCUAUCUCCCAGAUCUUUCCUCGCUUUCUGUUCCUGUCAUCUUGCCCUUUUUCCCUUGCCUUCAUUUUUGCAUCCCAACCUUCUCCCACUGACUCUGCAUCUCUUCUCCUCAUUUCCCAUCAUCUUCUGUCCCCACUUCUGUUUUCCCCAGAAUUGCACCUCUCAAGUUAAGGAAGAUGGACCUGGCUGAAGGCCAAGAGGACUGGGUGGGUGUUACAGCUAACACCUGGUUGAAGAGGUUGUUCAUGGGAAGUGAGAUGAGGAGUGGGGGAGCAAAAGGAUGCAACUUAGAAGGAGCUACCCAAGGAAGGACAUGGGGAGCAAAUGAUCCACUUCUAAAACCAGACAUCUGUUCCCCUGGGGCCAGUUAGGGGCAUGGAAGAGUAGGCCUUUUUUUUUUUUUUCUAGCAGUCCAGAGCUACACUGUGAAUCAUGAACCUUGUGGCAUGUCUAGAGGGCAGUGGGGAAGCAGGAGGCUGUUUUGUGGAGAGCAGUACUACAAGGGCAUACAUGAAACAUGUAUUUCUUAAGUUGAAAAGAGUUUGCCUUGGGUGUUGGCAGUCAGGCUGCCUGACACAUUUGGAAAUAAUCCCAUUCCAUACAGAAUAAUGUCAUGGUUUCCUGCUCAGGUUCCCAGUUUUCAAAAGCCAGCCAAUUAGUUUAGAUGGUGAUCCCCCAUGGCCAGACAGUACUUAUGUUGGAGGGGUAAUGCUCCACAUAUGAAAUAGUUGGGAAAUUGUUUGCACUGGGGAGAUUGCAAACCAGAGGGCAGAGAAUGGUCACCAUUCUUCACUCAGCAUGUGUACCUGUAAUCACUGUGCUGCCAAGAAAGAGGGCAGUUGCAUGGCCACUGACCCAGAAGCCAUCCCAGAGCUGUUACACCUUGCACUGUGUCCUUCCUGAUACUAGUGAACCAGCCACUGUGGGCUACAAAAUAAUCACAUUUGCUCCAUUAAAUGGAGACCUGAGGAGGGGAGAAGGUCCUCCAGGUGGCCUUAUUGACUAGAUGAACCAGGCUACAAAUGCAUUGGGUAACUCACUGGGAAUCACCAGCAACUCAGAUUAACCCUUGGGGGUUCAGGUGAACUAGCCAGCUUGGUGUUGCCCAAGUCUAUAACAGCCUGUGCUACUGGACUCAGGGUUUCUUCCUAGUCUCCUUAAUGACAGUGUUAGUGAUGGUUUCUGUUUGGUUCUAUGCAGGUCCUUAGACCACACCCAUCACCAGUACCGGAGCUGGUGAGAAUGAGUAGUAGACCUGGUUCAGAAAAGCUUUCAGAUGCUCAGGUGUCUUUUUCUGAAUUACCUGAUGCUCUUGGUAUUGGAAAUAUCCCAAGAACAGAUUCCUUUGUUUAUUUUGGGACUUCCAGGGCAACCUCAGGAAGCAGCAGAUGCAGCAACAUUUUUAAUGGAAGGGAGAAGGGAAAAAAAUUGAUAGAGCUUUUUCCAGACUUUGAAAUAGGCUUGAGUAAAAGCUGGUGGUAGGGUUGAGAGGGAGCCUUUCUUACUUUUCCAAGCCCAUUAGGCCAGACUCUCAGUUAGAAAUUCCUUUCUUGAAGAAGAAAUUACAAACUACAAAAUAAUCCAGGAAUCAGCUGUUAUUUCCCACCUGUUGAAGGAAGCUACCAGUUUCUGGCUCUUGAAAUGCACUCCUAAGAGACAAAUUGAUAUGCAGCCCAGGGCAGGUGGCAUCAAAUGGUAUUCAUACUGUUUCAGCAGAUGAUCUACCUCCUGCCUUCAUUGAGUUGCUAGCUUGGCAGAUAGGAGGGGGGGAAGUGACUUCAAGUGAACUGUCCUGAUAAAUACAGGAUGGUACUGAACAUACCUCACUCUACGUAUCUUGGGAUCUGCAUGUGCUGGUUUUUGAACUGCAGCGCUCCAGACAUUUGCAGGGUACAUCAUCAUGACCAUCCUUAAGAGUUUCAGGAAAUACCACUGACAAUGACUCAAGAAGUGAUGAGGAAGAAUUCAUAAGUCACCAACUGACUGGAGAGAGAAGGACACAGAAUGUGAACACGGCUGUGAAACAUGGCUCUUUCACCAAUCGAGGGGGUGGAAAUUGGAAUCAUAGGAAAAUGGGGCUGGAACGGACCUUGAAGGUCAUUUAGCCCAACUGCUGCUCAAGGCAGGAUCAUUCCUACCCAACUCGUUCCAGACAAGUGUUUGUCUAACCUGCACCUAAAAGCUUGAUCAAGAUUCUACAGCCAUUCUGGUGUUUAACCAAAUGCAUAAACUUAAAAUCAAUCCUGAAAGGGUUAGAAGCCUGAAACUUGGCUGGGUGUUCAUUCGUUGUUGGUCUGGUCCUUUUGAGUAACCAGGACUAGCUGGCAAAAAGGUUUGGUGACCUGCAAGAUGACUUCAUAGCAGUGUGGUCUUCACUGAAGGCAGUGUUUGGAUUCCCCUCCCUGCACCUCUUAUCCACACUGAGUGGUAACUUUCAAGGAACCCCACCAAAGACUGAGUGAACAAGGUGCAAUACAGUGUAAAUAAGAAUCUGGCCCUGAGUGUCCCUUGUUCUCCAGAUGUAAUUUAUUGGAGUAAUCUGGAACACCCCUAUCACCGUAGAUCCAAACAUCUAUUUCUGGUGCUAGUGAAGAACUUAUUCUUCUCCAAUCUGGCAUCUUCCUUCAGGCUUCAAGCCAACAAGUCCAUGCUCAACAUCUGUAGAGUUGCUAGCACAUAAAGGGGCCUGAUUUUUGGAAUCCUCAGAUGGUGUCGAUCUUGAAGGGGAUGGGAAUGCUGUCAGAGGACUGCCAAUUCAGGUCUUGCAGUGGUAGGGUCCAUGGUGAAGUCCAUGAUUCCACAGAGGACUUGAACUCUGUGGAUUAAAUCUACCCCUAUGCCAAUUCCUGUGACCUCCAUAGAUUACAAACGAUAGAAAUUUCCAGAGGAAAGUCUGAGAACCUGUGAGGUGUGUAAUUUGAGCUACAUAAGUGAUGGUAAAUGAAGAAUGACAGGCUGUUGAAUGAUCCUGCAACUACAGACCUACUAUUUGCUUCCCAUCUCAGCCAGAAACCCUCUCAUUAAAUGAGGAAGAAGAUGCUCCCCACCCACAUGAAACAACGAAGAAUUGUAAAUAAUACUGUGUCAAUUUACUAACUGCUAAAUGUUUCUACGUGUGAAAUGAAUUAUAGUGCUAAAGAGCAGAUGGCCUUGGGAUUGCUAUCAGGGCUUCUGCUCAUAACACAGCCUUAGCAUGUGGUCUAUCUGUUACCCGUUCUUCCACAAGGAUUCUAUAGUAAUAUAAGUGGCACCAGUUGGUCCCCAUGAACUGAAGGGCCUCUUGGUGUCUCUCUGACAGAUACUGUUAUGUCAAAGUUUGGUUUGUUCACAUCUCUGCCUUGCAGGUUGAAUUUUAUUUUAUGGAGUGUCUGUUUGUUACAUCUUUGUUUCUGGCUGUUAUGGAUGAAAGAGACAAUAAAGGGAAAUCUGAUAUAUGUACACUUUUUGUAAAAAAACCCAAAAAACAAAAAAAAAACAAACCCCAGCAGUGCUGAAAGUCCAUAUGACCCUGAUGAGAUCAUCAGGCCUUUACAAGGGAGUAGUUGGAAUCAGCAAAGGUUCCCAAGGAUGUUAAAAGCCCAGAUCUUAUUAAAAAAGAUGGUGGAAGUUGAGUGCCUAACUCCCCUAAGAACUUUUGAAAAUUUCACCCAUGGCAGUUUAAAAAAUAAUGCCAGCUGAAAGCUGGGCUUCCAGUGUGGGACUUUGAACCAGGGCGAACACCCAGAUCCCCAAAGAUAUUUAAAUAGCUAAAGCCUAUUUGGCUUUUAAUGGGAAUUUGGCCCUAAAUUCCAUGUGUGGAUCUGGGCCUAUGUAAGGAGCAUAAGCUGUGGAACAAUCAUGGGGUUGAAAGGGACCUCAAUGAUUAUCUAGUCUAUUCCCUGCAGUAUUACAGAAUGCCUUCCCAGAUAACUGCCCAUCCAGCCUUUUCCUGAAAACCUCCAGAUUCCACAGCUUCCCUGGACAUCACUAUUCAAUCCCAUCAGUUUGCUGUAGAGAUUAUAAUUCCAAGUCAUUUCAGUGCUUUCAAGAAGUCCUACUCCCAAAACCAUAUUUAAGCAAACAGUGAAAUAGCCUGAUAAUGCUUUUCCCUCAGCCCCUCAGAGAAUCAGGUGAUUUACCCAGGUGCUUAAAUAUUGGUUUUGGAACCAAACUUUGAGGUCUCCAUUUUUUAAAACUUUUGCUUGUUCAGUUGUGUCAUAAAUUUCAGAAAAUGUAUUAAUGUAGUAGAAAUGUCCUCACUGACUUAACAUCCCAACCCUGCCCUGCCAAGAAAAAGAAAGAAACAUACAGUGGAAGCAGGAAAAAAUUGGACUAAAACAUUCUCCCAUCAGUGCUGGAAAUGUAAAGACAAUAUCCAAGGUUUUCUGAGCUGAUUACUGGUUUGGGCACUAUCUUUAGGGUACAGACAGAAGUGACAAUUUUCACUUGAUCUGGCAGCCUUUAACCACGACCAAACACAAGUGCACGGCUGCAGAUAGCUUAAAAAUGGCUGAUCAAGUGAAAAUCUGAACCCUCAUUGCAUGAGGGGUCAGAUGAAAACGUUUCAAAACAUAGUGCCUUCUGUAACUUCUGUCUGUGCUGCCUCCCAGCCUUGAGCUGUUUUCAGAAUGGGAAGGGGGAAAGGGAGUGGAGGGAAUUCAGUCUGAGGUUUGUUCAGCCCCUGCUAGAGGGUGGGGCAGGCAUAUUGGAGGCCCCCUGAGGUGCGGGGAGGGCUCCAAUACACCCACCCCACCCUCCAGCACUGGAUGGGGAACCCCUAGAAUGAGCUCCCUUUCCCCUCCUCCCAUUCUGAAACAGGCUGGGAGACAGGAGGGGCUAUUGCUAAGGGAAACCCACUGCAGGCUCCCAGCUAGCAGCUAGAUUCUCCGCCCCCCUGGGACCAACAGGGAACUUGUGUCUGGUCGGGGGGGAUCAUUGUAGCUCAGAAUGCUUCCUGCAAAGUGUUCUCAGUUACAGUGGGGAGCUACACUUCUGUCUGCACCCUAAAGUGCCUGAUUUCCAGAGGUGGUAAUGCAGCAUUUCUGAAAAUCUGGCCCCUGUAAUAUGCUUCCUUCCUCCUCCCUAAAUCCUAAACCAUAAUAGGAAGAUAUUCUGGACAACAGUACUGCACCCAAGACGUAAGAUUCCAAAAUUGAAAUUUACCAGUCUAGGUUCAAACUACAGACAGUGCAAAAAAUAAAUAAAUAAAUAAAAAUUAAAUUAAAAAAAUCAGACACCAGAAACAAUGAAUCCAAAAAUAUUUGAAACAGAAAGUAUUUACUUUAAUAGUCUCUAAUGUUGUUUGUAAGGCAAGCAAAGAAUUUUUUUUUCCUAAUUUUAAUGUUGACAAUAUUACUCAUGUUUGUAGAGCAGCAGAUUCUGGGAGGUUGUAUUCUUCUCUGAACUCUGCAAUACCGUCCCAUCACAAAGUUAACAGCUUUCCUUCCGAGUUGCCUUAUAUUGGAGACUGGUUGUCAUAGUUUCAACUUACGUAUAUUUUAAUAUAGACAAGAUGCCUACAGAAAACUCUUAAAAAAAAAAUUUAGACGCAACUCUGUUUUGGAAUGCUGAUCAAAAUUUUGUGUUCCCCAGUUUUUUUCCCCACUGGGAAAUAGGGUUUUUUCAAUCACACAUUAAAUUUUUCACAAGGAAAUAUCAUUUUGGGGGUUUGUCUAUUUUUAAAAUGGAAAAUUUCAGAACAAAAUUGUCCAUUGGUUUCACUGUGGAAUGCCGUGUUAAGUUGUUUUCAUUUUGCUUUGUUUUUUGGAAAUCAAACCUAACUCAGAAACAGACAUUUAAAUUAAAAUUGGAGAGAAAUAUACAUUUGCUUUAUUGCUUUGUUUGACAUUUCCAGGGGGAUCCAAAUCUUUGAACAAAACUUGAUUCACAGGUUUUCAACCGGCUCUAGAUAGCAAUGUGCUGUCUCCAUCUUUUAUAUUUAAUCACCAAGGAAAUUUGCAUGAAAACAGGAAUUAGUAUUUUUGGCUGGGCUUUUCAAAGUACAUGCUGAAAGUCUGUCUCCAUUGCUGCAAUAUUUGACCAGCUCCUGGUUCUUCAAUGCAUCUGGCCUACAGCAUCUCUAAGACAGGAAUAUGCUAUUUUCUUCAGGUUAAGGAUGAGACAUAGAAUAUCAGAGUCAUUCAGAUGCAUUUCUGGCAUUAACUUUGAAGAUCUGAGCCUAGAUGAGUUGUCCCAGGUUAGACAGGCAGUUUCUGAAAGAGGAGACUCAUUGAAUUCAGAUCUUCCCGGUUCCAGUUAGACCUGUUAACUACUGAAUCUUUCCUCUACUCUUGCUCCCAGUCACAUCCCUCAAACUCUCCCUUGUUCUCUCUGAAGCAUUAUGUAUAUAUUCUGCCUUCAAUCUGCACCACAAAGCAGUAUUUGCAUAUUUGAACCAGGAUUCCUAAAAGCAGAAAACAGAACAAACCAUUUCUAAUUAAAUGCAGAUCCUAAAAUGAUUAACCCUUUAAAUUCUUCAGAGCCACAUAUGAGGAGCAUUUUACGCCUCAGUUGAAGGGUUCUUUGCAGUCUCUUAUGAGCAGAGAUACUGUUUUUACUCUGAUGUUUUUAAAAAAGCCAACCAAUUUUGGUUAGAAAAAAGUCGCUCAAAAUCCACAUUUUUCCAUGAUUCAAAUGAAACACCACAAUGUGCAUAUCUAUAUAUUAGUGGUGUUUCAUUUAAAUCAUGGAAAAAUGUGGAUUUAGGGUUACCUUUUUUUAACCAAAAGUUGGGGAUUUUUUUUAAUUGGAGAAAACCAGGAUCCCUGCUUAUGAGCUGCAAUGAGAGCAGGACAGGAAGGGGCAGCUAAGCAGCCUGUCAGGAAGCAAGGGAAGGUGAGCAUGGCGAGUCUAAAUGCAGAAAAACUUGGGAGAGGAAUUGGAGAUUUAUAGGUGAAAAGGUUGCCUCACUGGAAACUAGGUUUCAGAAAGCCUCUUCUCCAAGGAGACAUGGAAGGGAGGGGAGAAGAUGGCUUCUGUGUGAAAGGGAAAGCACUGGUUUGGUAUCAAAUGAUAGCUUUGAUGGGUGUGGCAAGGCGGGAGUCUUGGCAGGGGUGAGCAGCAAGAACUACUAGUCUGAACAGGAGAGGCCUCUUCCAAAGCAACCUGUAAUUCAGUGCUUGCCAUAUCCCAGGUGGAUGCUAGGGAAGGGACUGUGUCCAAAAGCAUACAAUGGAGGUUUCAGGAGAAGGAGGGGACAGAGCCUCAGUUGCAGAUUCUUAGGAACCAAAAAUCCAGUGUUCGUGCAAAUCUCAUUUUGUCUUUCAAGACAAUGGGAAAAGAAGCAUCUCAAGUGCAAACCAUUUCUGAGACCACACACACACACACACCUCCUCUCUCCCACACCACCCCCAGCUGGAGAAUUUGACCUAAAUUCUGAUCUCAGUUGCCUUGCAUAAAUCCAAAACAAUCCCAGUUAGGCCUAAUGGAGCUAUUCUAAAUUUGCAACUUGGCUUUCACUGAGAUGACUCCAGGUUCAGACCUGUUCUACACGCACAUGUUUCCUGGGCUUAAUUCAAAAUCAUCUUAAAAGGCAAAAAGCCUCUGUGGAUGUUAUUAAAUUAGCAUCAGACUGGCUGGCUGUGGUUUGGUUUGCCUUGGCAAAAUAAAACCAGCAUAAAUUGAAUUUUAAUAGAAUUAACAAUGAACAAAGUGGGUUUUGCUCACUUCAGAUCAAGUUGAAAGUCACAUUCAACUCUGUGUAGACUUUACACAGCUAGAACUGAGAGCAAAAUCUUUUCCCUGAUCUCCAGAACAACACUGUCAUGGACUCAGGUUCCCACUGCCAUAGGUAUAAAAUCCCAUAACCAAAUUCCUGCCUAGAGACAAAAAAACCCAAGGGAAAAAUAAGCCAAAGUUAGUGCUCUUUGAGAUUUUUUUUGUGUCCUUUUUUAUAAUGUUUUUAUUGUACAAAGAAAGUGUGUUUCUCUUGUUAAUACCUAUUGUUGUACUGUCCCCGGAGUACCUCUGUAAUACAAAUGCCAAUUUAUUAGAAGUUCUUACACCAAAUAAAUAUUCAUGUAAUAGAAACA
This is a messenger RNA of Alligator mississippiensis (American alligator), 9696 nucleotides long. RefSeq names its product nerve growth factor receptor (gene NGFR). The record is from RefSeq and is a predicted model, not a curated record. Gene Ontology annotation, biological process: Rho protein signal transduction. Lineage: Eukaryota; Metazoa; Chordata; Crocodylia; Alligatoridae. Gene Ontology annotation, cellular component: plasma membrane; cell surface. The transcript has 6 exons. Gene Ontology annotation, molecular function: nerve growth factor binding; death receptor activity; coreceptor activity. Bases 63 to 1328 code for a protein of 421 amino acids.